AUGCGGCAGCGUGUGGCAUCCCACAUUGAGAAUAUGGAGAUGGAUAACUCGACAGUGACGCCCUGGACGCGAAUAUUGCCAAUUCUCUUCGGCUCUACCGCCCAAGAAAGCCAGAUGCCGGACCUUGGGUCAUUUUUGCGUUAUGCCGAGCAUUGUCUAGGCUCGACGCAUGCCGCACAUUUUCAACCACUCCUUCAGGCCGCUGAGCUGAGCGGAACCGGCGAUUCCGUGUCAGGAAGCCUGGUGGAUUUUAUCAUUCUCAUGGUUAAGAGCCUUCAAAGCCUUCUCAAUACUAGGAGCCCUCCAAGCUUUGCCAUUCCGAGACCGACAUUCGACAAGGCGGUUGACCACAUACUCACAGCGGCGGGUAUCGCUACCGAAAAACAGCGGACUCUCCGAGACCCUGCGCAGCAGGCCCUCUUUGCAACUAUCGGCGUUUUCUCCACGUUGUACGAACCUGCCGUCGGAGUGUACGCAGAUUUCUAUUUUGUCCAGCAGAAUUCGGCUAGGCCGGUGCCGGUCGGCCCGUAUUUUAACUACAGUCCACUCUCGGAGCUGUUCUGGGAACUUGAGAUGUUUCAGCACCUAGAAGCCGUUACACCCCGUUACCUCGCGCCACGUUGUCGUCACGCCACACGUAAUACUGCGGAUCUGCUUUCUCUACCCAAAAUCUCGCUUUCGGCCCUGCUGGCCACGUGCAAGAUCUCCGUGCACUGGACGAACUCGCUCGAUGAGCAUCUCGUCUUGAACCAGGACACUAGGACCAUUACGCUUUUCCGCUACCCGUCGUUCUGCGCCGCUACUUGGAUGGCGGGAGAUGGGAAUUUUCUUGCAAGCAUGAUAUCCUGGCAUUUUGUAUAUACCGUAGGUAACGUGUUUAUGUCUUCCGAACUCCCCUUCCUCGGCAACCGCCUUCUAAAUCUCCAGAUGUUUGGGGAGCGGCACAAGCCCAUGAAGCUCUUUGACUUGUACAGAGACCGAAGGGAGACAGAAAAGUAUUAUACGUUCUGGGCAGUCAUAUGGAUUGGUGGUGCCUCGCUGCUUCUGAGCGUCGUACAAGUCGCCCUAGCCAUUAUGCAAGUUCCGCAAUACUGCCACAGAACGUCCCCGCCUCGCGUAUCCUCCAUGGGUGGCUCGAAGCAAAGGUAUGGCCGAGAGCAUGACAAUGUGCCUUUGGCAGCCUUCCCGGGCAAGAUUGGUCUCGGGCGCGGCGUAUCCUCGAAGACUUGUAGGUGGGGAGACGCCAUGCCCUCCGUUCCGACGCCCCCGACGGGGACCCAGCCUACCAACGCGGGCAUCAUCACCGACGUCGUCAGCGGCGAGCGCCACAUUCCCUCGUCGACCCGCGCGGACGGCAGCACGAGGAAAGCCAUCAAGAUCCGACCGGGCUACCGCCCGCCCGAGGACAUUGAACUCUACAAGAACCGCACCGCCGAGGCCUUUCGCGACAGGGCCAAGACCGUGGGCAUCCCGGGCGCCGCGGUCGCCGAGGAGGCCGACGAGAGCGCCAAGGCCGGGGCUUCGUCCGCGACGAGUAACAAGAAUGCGAAGCGCCGCGAGGCGAGGAAGAAGGCCAAGGCCGUCGGGGCCGACGAGAGCGGCGUAGCUGCUGGCGACGCCAAGGCGGCGCAACCCGCGGCCAAGGAGGACGCAAAGCCCGCGAAGACGGAGGAGGCGGAGGCGGACCCGGAAGUGGAGAGGCAAAAGAAGGCGCGCAAUCUGAAGAAGAAGCUGAAGCAGGCAAAGGACCUCAAGAACAAGAAGGAAGGGGGCGAGACGCUGCUGCCGGAGCAGAUUGCCAAGGUGAUCAAGAUCAACGAACUGAUCCGCGAGCUUGAUGCGCUGGGCUUCGAUGCGGAAGGGGAGCCAAAGGAGGAAGCGAGCCCGGCCUCGAACGCAAAAAGGAUUCAUAAAAUCAAGUACCGAGAGUCUCGAAUAGACGCCGUCGCCUUUAACAAGAUGGGGCGAGAAGAGCAGGUUGAGGAGAGGGAGGUCCUCGAGUCCAUCUUCCCCGAAGAGAUCACAGGCGCCGCACCUCGACCUCAUGUCCGCCCCCAACGCCGCCUCCCACCCCAACUUCUCCUCUCCGAGGACCGCGACGUCCUCCUCGAAGCCCUCAACACCGCUGCCGAGGAGAACCUCGGCAUGGCCAUGGUCUUUGCCCUCGUCUCCACCGUGAAAGAAGCCGCCGAGCAGCUCAUCGCCGACCGCGAGGCCGCCGUCGAAAAGGUGCGCGAAGAGGCCGCCCGCGCCGCGGAGCAGGAGGAGAAUAAGAAAUUUCACGGCACGUCUGUGACGCCCGAGUCGUUUAUGAAGUGGCGCGAGGGCUUCUUGCGCGAGAUGGAGGAGCAGAGGCUCAAGGAGGAGGAGGAACGGCUCGCGGAGCUCAAGAAGGCGAGGGUUAAGGAGCCUGGGGUGGAGAAGCUCAAGGUGGAAGCAGCGUGA
Messenger RNA from Parascedosporium putredinis, 2445 nucleotides. The record is from the annotation of a GenBank genome assembly. Lineage: Eukaryota; Fungi; Ascomycota; Sordariomycetes; Microascales; Microascaceae.